GCCCGCCUGGAUAUUUUUUGUUAUUUUUAUUUUGGGCCCGACCGCAGAUGGUCGCAAAAAUGAGGAACGGAUAGAGAUCUUCUUUUCGCCUUCCACCUCGAAGCCAGUGCUACAGACGUAAACCUCGAAUGUCAAUCAUGCUAACAUCUCCUUGACUGAGUACCGACCUCAAUUCCCUUCCUGUCCUCCGAACCUAUGGACGCCCACGCACACCUCCUCUCCCUGGGCUGGGCAGGACCCGGCCACUCCCUCGAUUCACAACCAUACAAGCAGAAAGGCCAUCGUGGUCUAGCCUACGACCCAGCCAAAGUCGGCAAUAAUGGCGUCGGCCUCGUCAAACCGCUUCUCGUAUCGCAACGUAAAGGCCGCUUGGGUAUCGGCAAAAAGGCCCACGAACCACAAGCCGGAAAUGAAUGGUGGCUCAAAGGCUUCGAAAGCGCACUGGGCAACAUCGGCAAAACCGAGAGUGAACGAAGUAGUGGCACGUCAACGCCCGUUGUGCACGAAUACACCACGCGCAAACACAGCGGGCUGUACACGUUCUUCAUUAAGGGUCAGCAGAUGGAAGGAACGUUGGGCAAACUCGAGGAGUUGAAAAGAUCGAGUACCAAACGGAAGAGCGAUGUAUUUGAAACCGAUGACGGGGUAUCGUCGAAGAAGAAAAAGCAAAAGACCGAUCCAGCUACCGAGUUUGAGACGGUAGGCGAGUAUAUCGCGUUGCGGGACAAGGAUGAAAAACGUCGGGACCGAACAGAGAAACCUAGUCCCGUCGAAGAGUUCAAGCAGGUCAGCGAGUACCUUGAGGCGCGGUCGGAUAAGAAGAAAAGGAAGCGAAAUUCGGAGGUGCAGGACGCGGAAACGAGCACGCCAGUGAUUGAAGACCAACAUGGCGAGACCAAAGAACAGCGACGAGAACGGCGGCGUAAAAGGAAAGAGGAGAAAGAGCGGCAGCGGCAGGAAGAGGGUGGUCAGGUCGCCGAUUCCACUGAGACUGAAGAUGCCGCUGUAAAAGCCGCUCGACGAGCAGAGCGGAAGAAGAGAAAGGCCGAAAAAGCUGCCAAACAGUGAAAGUAAUGAGUGAUCUGUAUGAUUGAUGAAUGAUGAUUUCUGUGCCAUGACA
This is a messenger RNA of Exophiala viscosa, 1120 nucleotides long. RefSeq lists its product as uncharacterized. The transcript has a single exon. Lineage: Eukaryota; Fungi; Ascomycota; Eurotiomycetes; Chaetothyriales; Herpotrichiellaceae. Bases 196 to 1068 code for a protein of 290 amino acids. The record is from RefSeq and is a predicted model, not a curated record.